Pyricularia oryzae 70-15 is the source of this 2185-nucleotide messenger RNA. RefSeq lists its product as uncharacterized. The transcript has 2 exons. Bases 633 to 1970 code for a protein of 445 amino acids. The record is from RefSeq and is a predicted model, not a curated record. Lineage: Eukaryota; Fungi; Ascomycota; Sordariomycetes; Magnaporthales; Pyriculariaceae.
GCGUGCAACAUUCGUUUCUCCACGAUACUUUUGUUUUUAAUUGUAUAUUCAGCUCAUGUCUUGCACAUGAAUGAUAUGAUUCUUGCCUUAUGUACCUGUGCUUACAAGCUCUAGAGGAUUUUGCUUGUUCCACUCACACUUGCUUCAUCUACCCACGUUCCCCGGUGCCACGGUCCGUCUGGUUGGCAAUUGGGAGCCUGUUUUAGAGAGCCGUCCAAGGCUGACUCGAUUCGGAUUGGGGGCUCCUUGUCAGCAGGCUAGUUUCCCCUUCGCCUUUGUCCUACACACCAUCACUUCUCAAAUCAACACACGGCCUCUUUGUGCAGGAGCUGACCAACAACAGCACGCCGCGAAAAAGCAACACCAUUCAUUUUCUUCUUUCUCAUCCUCUUGACUUUUUUUUCUAGUUACAAAACAAGCAUCCCACUCGUUUUUGGGGCAUAAAUAUUUAUAUUGUGCUUUUUUCCCCUUCUUUUUCUUUUCUUGUUUGUUCAUUUGCGUCAUCUCCCGGAUCCAAAACUCACUCUCUCAAACUCGCCCCAUUUCUUAUUUCGUCAUUACCCUUGGGGGAUCGUGAAAGUGAGAAACAGAGCACCUCUCUCUAUAACUAAACCAACCACACGCAAACAACCAUGGAUUUAAUUACCAAUUUGUGGCCAGAAAGGCCAAGCCAUUCAUUUGUCGUCUUGACGACCGUCGCUGCAACCUUUGCGAUAUUUAUCACCCUGCGACGAUGCUUGUACCCGAGGCAUCCGAGGAUAAUUCCAGGCCCACUCAAGACGGUAAUCCCGAACCUCACAAAGGAUGAGGUUGCAAAGCUCGACUAUACGCCCGAUUACUUUCCCAGCGCCAGGGAUGUCCAGACUCCGUAUGGAUCCAUGAGAGUAUACGAGUUCGGCCCCACGACCGGCCGCAAGAUACUCUUCAUCCACGGCAUCUCCACCUCGUGCCAGACGCUGACCAAGCUCGCCUACGGCCUGGCCGCCCGUGGCCACCGCGUCAUGCUCUUUGACCUGUUCGGCCGCGGCUUCUCCGACGGUGUCGGCGACCUGCCCCACGAUGCGAGGCUGUACGUCUCUCAGGCUCUGUGCGCCCUCGCUUCUUCCCCCCUGUCGUGGAUGGACGGUAGCACCGGCAGCUUCGACCUGGCCGGCUACUCGCUCGGCGGCGGCGUCGCCGUCCACUUUGCCGCCUCGUUCCCUGCCACCGUCCGGAGCCUGAUCCUGCUCGCCCCCGCCGGCAUGAUCCGCAAGGAGAGCUUCGGUGCCGUCACCAGGUUCGUCUUCACCGCCGGCCUGGUCCCUGAGCGCGUCCUCGCCGCCCUCACCAGGUGGAAGCUGCAGAAGCCCAUCGCUAGCGCUGCCGCCAAGAGGCCGCGCCAGCAGCAGCAGCAGCAGAAGGAAGGCGAGACCAAGCCGCUCCUGACGGCCGCGAACGGGGCCGAGGGUCAGGAAGGCAGCCACGGGAGGGCCGUGGGAUCGGAAAAAGCCCAGCGGGAGAGCAACGGCACCAAGCACCAGCACCAGCAUCAGCACCGCGCAUCGAACCCGGUCAGCAUGGCGACCUCUGAAAUUCAGCCGCCUCAGGCCCAAGAGUCCGCAGAUCGGCUCGAGCGGCGCGUCAUGCGCUACGUGCGCUGGAUGCUGACCAACCACGCUGGCUUCGUACCGGCCUUCAUGAGCACGAUCCGCGAGGCCCCGCUGAUGGGCCAGGACGACGCCUGGAGCCGCGUCGGGACGAGCAGGCGCGCCGGCACCACCUGCGUGAUCCUGGGCCAGGACGACGAAAUCAUCGAUCCCGAGGCCUACGAGGAGGACGCCCUUCCUCUCCUGGGCGGACGUUCCCAGGUCAGGUGGCGCGUCUUCCCGGCCGCGAGCCACGACUUCCCCAUGACGCACGCUGAGGAAACGCUGGAGGAGCUGGAUGCCUUCUGGGCCGAGUUUCCCACUGCGGAGGAGUCUAUUGCGUAAUUUCGCAAUGGGUGACGGGUGGGAUCCUGAGAAUUCUCGAUUUCUUUUUUUUUUUUUUUGGGAUGCGGCGUAUUAUGGACAUAUUAUGAUUUUUCCCCUCUCCUUUUGGCUUUUCAUCAGUUUGGAGCAUUAAAAUUAGCGGGGCGAGCAGUCCAUAGACAUACAUUAUACACCAGCAUUUGACAGAUUAUACUCCUGACGGAGACAGUGCCAUG